AUGGGCGCGGAGCGACUGGGCGACCUCGACUCCAUCCACUACCACGAGGUCACGGCGGAGCCCGUCGAGCUGGAAGACGGACAUGUCGAGGUGGAAGUGUACGCCGCGGGUCUCAACUACAAGGACGUGGUUGUCACCAUGGGCAUUGUGCCGGGCGACGAGCGCGAGCUCGGUGGAGCGGCAGCGGGCAUUGUCACCAAGGUGUCUCCGACCGUCACUUCGUUGGAGGUCGGGCAGCGCGAAGCCGCCACUCUCUGUGGUGUGUACUUGACAUCAAUCUACUCCUGGUUCGACAUGGCCCUGGUAAGUUCCCACAAGACGGUGCUUAUCCACUCCGCGGCGGGUGGUGUGGGUAUCGCCUCGAUGCAGCUGGCCCUGUACGCCGGGGCAGAAGUGUUUGCCGCCGUCGGAUCCCCGGAUAAGCGCGAAUACAUCAAGUCGACCUUCGGUCUGAGCGACGAUCACAUUUUCAACUCCCGCAACACGGACUUUGGCGACCAGAUCUUGGCCGCCACCGGGGGGCCGCGGGAUAUGUUGGACGAGUCGUUCCGCGUCCUGGCCGAUGGUGGAAUCAUGGUGGAGAUUGGCAAGAAGGACAUUCUGGACCGCAACAGCCUGGCCAUGGUGGCGUUUGACCGCAACAUCUCCCUGCGCGCCGUGGACAUGUCCCACCAGCGGGCCCCAGACGAUUUGAUCGCGAGGCUCAUGGCUAGGUUGUUUGAACUGCUCGAAGGGCGCCAUGUCAAGCCCAUCAACCCGGUCCACAUCUUCUCCUUCACCGAUGUAGCCAAUGCGGUGCGGUACCUGCGCGCGGGUAAGCACAUUGGCAAGGUGGUGAUCUCGGACAGGCUGGACCCCAAGAUUUCAGUUCCGGUCCGACGUGCCCCGAAGGUCGUCCACUUCCGCGACAACGUCACCUAUCUGAUUGUGGGUGGCCUCCGCGGUCUGUGCGGUGCCCUAGCUAUCUACCUGGCCAAAAGCGGCGCCAAGCAUCUGGCCGUCAUCUCUCGUAGCGGGCACAGCGAUGAGAAUGUGAGGUCUAUCGUCAAGCAGAUCCGAGCGCUGGGGUCCAGCAUUGAUCUCCUCACGGCCGAUGUGACCCGCCCCGGCGAUUUCCAGAGAGCAUUCAAUCAGAUCACCUUCCCCAUUGGAGGGAUCAUCUAGGGCGCAAUGGUUCUGCGGG
Molecule: messenger RNA, 1183 nt
Organism: Aspergillus homomorphus CBS 101889
Lineage: Eukaryota; Fungi; Ascomycota; Eurotiomycetes; Eurotiales; Aspergillaceae
Product: MDR/SDR family oxidoreductase
Exons: 4
Coding region: 1-1164 (387 amino acids)
Biological process (GO): fatty acid biosynthetic process; secondary metabolite biosynthetic process
Molecular function (GO): fatty acid synthase activity; oxidoreductase activity
Source: RefSeq, a predicted model, not a curated record